AUGGUUAUCCAGCCCUCUGCGGCCUCUCUCGUCUAUUCGUUGGAUCGGUAUGCUCCACAGUAUGAGGUGCUAUUGCUGGCGGUAGACAUGGCACGUCAUCAUCACACUUACCAAUUACAUGAGGCUAGGAGCAGCAGAGAAUCUUCACCCGUUGCUAAACAGCAGAAACAGUCUUUUACCCAAAACUCUGAUGAUGAGACCCUCGUAGUCCCUGCACCAGUCGAAGCUAAUGCGGAUGCACUUUCCAGAGAUGGCACCCCAGCACCAUUGAUUCGCCAAGCAGUUGGAUUCUCAUGGCAGCCGUCCGUGCUGCCUAUCGCAACUGUCAACACCUACCAAGCUGUCCUCCCCUCAAAUACAAGUGCAUGCGAGACUUUGCGGGCCAGACCGUCGCAGAUAGACGUCGAGGCUGCUGCUGUUGCUCGCAUUCAUGCCUUGAAUCAACACUUACAGCCUCCGCACAAACCUCUCAUUCACCGUCGUGAGCCUCAAUGUCAACCCUCGCGAGCUUCCUUUCAACCCUCACAAGCCCUCAUCCGCCUUCACGAUACUUGCGCAAAACCUCACAAACCUCUCAUUCACCCUCGCGAGCCCUCCCUGUCCCUGACGACUGGUGCUGAUGCCCUUCAUUACCAACUCUGUUUGUUGGCGCGGGUGAGGGAAUGA
Suillus clintonianus is the source of this 666-nucleotide messenger RNA. RefSeq lists its product as uncharacterized. The transcript has 4 exons. The record is from RefSeq and is a predicted model, not a curated record. The coding region runs from base 1 to 666 and encodes 221 amino acids. Lineage: Eukaryota; Fungi; Basidiomycota; Agaricomycetes; Boletales; Suillaceae.